Harpegnathos saltator (Jerdon's jumping ant) is the source of this 6318-nucleotide messenger RNA. Its product is annotated as doublesex-Mab related 93B. Lineage: Eukaryota; Metazoa; Arthropoda; Insecta; Hymenoptera; Formicidae. Gene Ontology annotation, cellular component: nucleus. Gene Ontology annotation, biological process: sex differentiation; regulation of transcription by RNA polymerase II. The record is from RefSeq and is a predicted model, not a curated record. Gene Ontology annotation, molecular function: DNA-binding transcription factor activity, RNA polymerase II-specific; RNA polymerase II cis-regulatory region sequence-specific DNA binding. The transcript is spliced from 4 exons. The coding region runs from base 4787 to 6076 and encodes 429 amino acids.
UGCACACAAACGAUAAUAUAUUUGAUUCCUAUUCGAAUUAUUCGAAUUCGAAUAGUUCGCACAUCUCUAGUUCCCAGCGUUUACUCGACCGGCGUCGAUUAAGCCUAGCUUUCGUAGUUUGCAUUGUUUGUCUGUCGGGUCGCGUAAAAUUGCAAAUGCAUUAUAUUCUGUAAGAGAAUUCGCAGAAUCUACAGAAUCAAACAGAAAGACAGCGCGCACUACGUUAUGUCGAUGUAUUUAGCGUUUAAGUCUUAACCUGAGAAUUUAAGCUUCAUUCAAACAAAGACGGGUUCAAUUCGGGUUAAGACGAAGACGUUGCUAGAAACGAGAAUAAGUCAUGAAAUUGUUAAGAAAUAUCGAUCUGCUUGACAUUUUUGAGAAGGAUCCAGAUCGCCGCGAAUUUACGCUCCGGAUCCGAAUUCGAUGCUUCGACCGUUGGAGUAUUACGGAAAAUUCCUAUUCUUCCGGGUAACCGUAAUUUGUUACGUUUAUCCGCCAUCCGAAUGAUAAUCGGCAACCCGGAUAGUGUCAAGUUUGAAUACGGAUACCUAAGCCCUUCACAUAUACCUCCCCGAACGAUAUGAAGUCCGGCCCGAAGCGUCGUUCGACGAGUGUCGCGCGUACCGUAAUUAUUAUUAUUAUUAUUAUUAUUAUUAUUAUUAUUACUACUACUACUACUACUACUACUAGUAUUAUUGUUAUUAUUAUUAUUAUUAUUAUUACGCCGCCGUGUGUAUACGGCAGCGGCGCGGACUCCUCCUAAAUUCUCUUCGCACAAAUACAAACAACCGACGAGCAAACAAACAAGUAACGACGUAGUGUAACUUACGACGGACCAUAUCAAUGAAUCAUAUCAGUAAUGAAAGAAAAACGAAGAAGAAGAAAAAGAAGACGAAAGAGGAAAGAGAGAGAGGAGUAUAUAUCUCGUCGCUCGGACGCGAGUCUGAGGCGAGAGGCGGCGAGUUUUUGACAUGCUUUUAAAUGCAACGAGCUCUCCUGUGUACAAAGGGUCGCCGAUUGCGAGCAGUCGUUUCUACUGACUUACGUUCUACUCGUCGAGAAAAAUUCGUACUUCGUGCAGGCGAAACGGCCGAGAGAAUAAGAGAGAAAGAGCGACCGAGGCAGGAGGAGAGAAAAGCGCGAUGCAGCCUGAGAGAAGAAUGUGUAGGCUCGCAAAACGAGCCUACUCAAGCCCGAUAUCGAGAGUGUUAAUUAACUAGCCGUGUGUUGUGUCCGCGCGGGGUCCAUAUUCUGAUUUUAGAAUCACCCUCAUGGAAACGCGUCAGAAUUCGAGUGAUCUUCGGGCCAACUUUUCGGUGCUUCGCGAUUCCUCGCAGCAGAGAUUACUUCGAUUACUCUAAAUACUCUUGUUGUCGUUAAUGCCAUUGAGCAAAGUAAACCGGAGAACAAGACAAUCCCCACCCGAGUGUCUAACAAUGUAAAGUCGAUUUGUUUCGUCGCGUUGGGAAAAGAAAGUUGGCCCGCCCGCAACAUCGAUUUCUCAUCGAUCGAGUGCGAAUUUCUCCCGGACGCGUUUUGUCCUCGGACAAGAAUCACUCCCACUUUCGAGUCGGAAGAGGGUUUGCGAAAGCCGGAGUGAAACUUAUGCCUUGUAUUUCGAGUAGAAGCCAUUUUCGUUCGACGUACGAAAAAUCUCGAGGCUGAACCUUGCGCUUUCAACCUCGGUUGUCCGCGGUAACACAAAGUGUCGGCGACUAGCUCGAUUGUCUCGCUCACGGGAGAGAAAGAUAGAUAGAUAGAGAGAGAGAGAGAGAGAGAGAGAGAGAGAGGGGGAGAGAAGGAAUGAUAUAUCGCGUAGAUAUAAAUAUCCAAAGACUCUCCGAAGUACGAGUUUGCCCCGACGGGCGUUUGCUUAGGCUUAAGCUUGCCGUAAGUGAUGAUUUGAGUCGAGGCGACUUCUCUUGAACCCGUGUGUCUCCGUUGACUGCGCGACGAAACGAAACACAACGCUUUACGAGAAUACAAUUGCUUCCCGCGAAACCCGAUGUAAAAUAGAGAGACGUGCGAUAAUAAAGAGGGAGGCUAGGAGGCGCGCGCGAGCGAGGCAGAGAGGAAGGCCGCGUGCAAAACGAGUCUCGAUGCCGAUUAAGUAAGGAUUAUACUCGGCGAAGCCUCUUGAACUCGGAGACGCUGAUCUGAAAAAGACGGCCGUGCGAUCGAAAUAUUAAUUAACUCCACGGUGUCUCUCUCUCAAUCUAAUCGCUAUCUCUCGGUUUAUUAUUUAAAGUAAGUAAGUUCGGCGGUAAUCGAUUGCGCAAUUUUUCGCAACGUUACAGACACAAGAGAGGAGUGAGAUCGAGAAAGAGAAGGAGAAAGAGAGAAGGAGAAGCAGGAGGGAGAGGGAGGUAGUGACAGAUUCUCCUCAUCCCGAGUCUCACUCACCCAGCGAGUCAACUUCGCGAUCAUCGUCGUAGUAGUUUUUAACGUGAAAAAUUAAGAAAAUGUAAAACGCAAGUUUAUUGAGAGUCAGCCUCUCGUCGAGCAUUUAUACGUUUGAGAAAUGUCGAGAAUCGCAAGCGCGAUCCGCGAGAGAGGAUCGAGAGAGAUGCUCCGGAUUCGUUUCGCGUUAAAUUCGAAGCCGUUCGAAUUUAAUAGCCCACUUCUCUCGGGGCUAUCUUCAUGAGAGAGAGAAAGAGAGAGAGAGAGAGAGAGACAUUUAUGUGUCUUACAUUUGUUCCUCGAAUUUCUCCCGAUCGAUUUCGCGACGCCAUCGCGAGGCCAUAUCAGGGUGUCCGAGAGUUCGAGAGGUUUCCAGCUGUCAAGCUGGCACUCGGCGCUCGGCUCGGUACGGCAGGUUCUUUUACGCUUGAAGAGAACAACGCACGCGCGAACGCGCAGGACACGAAGUAGGAAGGAAUGUGAUCGCGCGUUCCCAUUCUCUGUUACACCUACGCUAAUUACACACACGUCCCACUAUUGCGCGAGAGAGUGCAUGUAGAAUGGCGAGCAAAAGGGUGUCUAAUUAUCUAUUUAAAGUAAGCGACCAAUAUGCUGGAAAAUAAAUAGGCUUGUUAUCGCGACGAAUUUGCUCAUUCAUUAUCAAGCGAAGGGAGAAAAAUCGUUAACCAGCUACGAAUCUGUACUCGUACGAGAAGUAAUUGCGAAUUAAACGAUUCUUGAUUCUUGAGGCAACGUUUUCCCUCUCGUCUUUCUGUCACUACGACCUUGCCCACGUCCACUUCUCCUCCACGUCGCCUCCGGAUGCAGGUAGAAGGAGAGAAAAAUGAAGGAUGGAAAACAGGGAGUUUUCGCGACGCGAGUGAAUAAUAUAAAUGAAAGCAAACGGCGAUAUUGAACGGUGUCUUUUCUGGAGAUUUGUCUCUUAUACAUUGUGCCAUCCGCGCUGCGUGAAUUCGUCUGAAGUGAAGCGAAUUAUUAUCGUUUUAACGAACUACCCGGGAAACUCUUUUGUAUUUCCUUUUCUUAAACUCGCCACGACUUUGUAACCGGCAAUCUCCAUAUCUUCAUCGGCGCGCAUGGAUUUAUAAGAGUUUGAAGAAACAAAAUCUCCGAUUCCGCUUGAAGAGAUUUAUUCUCCUAAAAAGCUUGCUCUCUCUCUCGAAAUAAGUCCUCACAGUGGAUUCCUCUCGUCACGUGGAUCAGACUCGGUCGAAAAUGCACCGAGGGGGCUAACCGCAAUUCCUCGCAAUGUUUCUUCGUAACAUUAUUGAGGUUUUCGGGAGCUCCUAGAACCUAGCUUUCGCUCUUACCUUUUCGAACACCACGAGGAGAGCGUUCACUUCGCUCGUUACCCGGACACGAUCCGUCGGCGACUCGACUCCUUCGACUCGCGCGUGUGUCGCGCUUUUUCACCAUCCCCUUUGCGGCGGGGGUGUAACACACGGAAAUAAGACGAAAUCACAGCUUACGGCCGGGUGUCACGAUCGACUACGUCGAGAUCUCGCCCCUUGAUGCCGAGAGAGAGAGAGAGAGAUAGAGAGAGAGAGAGAGAGAGAGAGAGAGAGAGAGAGAGAGAGAGAGAGAGAGAGAGACUCUCUCGGUAGGAGUGGCGGCAGGAGCAAACAAGACAGAACCAAUCGCCGAGGAAGGGUGGUCCAGCCGGUGUUUGUCUUCUCGACCCUCCGCCGGGAUGCCGCGGAAUCGCGCGCACGGGAACCUGACGACGCGUACAUCGGUCGCGGCCAAUCGAACCGACCGGAUCGCCACGAGAGUACGGAAGAAACGAAAUCUCGAGACGAGAUUAUAUAGCACAGAGGCGGCUCGCGCGCAGUUCCGAAUCAACAAUCGCGUGAGGAGCUUUAAACCGCGGAAAAUCGCGCAUCACCACGCCGCCCCGACAUUCUCCCCGGCUUUCGGCAGUUGUUAAGCCCGGCCGAACCUUCGCGCGCUUCUCCUUCCACCCCUUCGAGAGAGGGCUCCGAGUCAGUCGGCGUUGGCGAUCCUCUCGCUUCCUUUGAGACGACCGAUGGAUAAUUAAUUCCUCUCGUAUCGGACUCGCUCGGUAGAUAAUCAUUUAUGCGUCUAAACAUGUGACGGUAUCAUGUUGAACGGCUUCAUCUCUGGCCUCUGUUAACGAGCAAAUGAUGUAACAACGAUCAUUGGUCGAUAUUACGAAUUUCUUCACGCGACUCGGACCUCACUUCGCGCGAUAUCAGCCCGCCGAGAUAUCGCGUAUCUCGGGGAAAAUAAUUUCGAGGGGGUCGAGCGUGUGGAUUAAUCGCGAUGCGAGUGUUGGCGCGCACUCGUCGAUUAUCUCGGUAAGAAAGUGAGAAGGUACAUAAAUGACAUAAUCGACGAGACCUGCAUGCGUCCCGUCGUCGUUCGUACACACGAUUCCACAAACGAGGUGCUGGAACCAUGUGGACGAGCGAGUAGAGACGCAGCGGAGGAUCAGGCCGGGGCCGCUAUGCUUCGCGGCAAGAGCAAGAACAGGUCGGAGAACAACGAGGACAACGAGGCGGAGGGUAAACAGAGAAGACCGAAAUGCGCCCGCUGCAGGAACCAUGGCCUGAUCUCAUGGCUGAGGGGCCACAAGCGGGAGUGUCGUUACAGGGAAUGCCUGUGCCCCAAGUGCUCCCUGAUCGCCGAACGGCAGAGGGUGAUGGCAGCGCAAGUUGCCCUGAAGAGACAACAGGCGGCCGAGGACGCGAUCGCCCUUAAAAUGGCGAAGGUAGCGACCGGUCAGAAGCUCGAUCGGCUUCCACCGGGCAAGAUCUUUGGUAUGUCUGUGACGGAGCCGAAAUCCGCGGUGAAUCAGGACGACGACGCGAUCCUCAGUGCGACGAAGAAGCACGACGGCACCACCUGCGUGGAGGACUCGAAGGAUCCGCCGCGCCCGUCCGCCGUCGACAGCGCGUUAUCAGCUCGCCUGCAGAAUUGUACCGAGAACUUGGAGACCCGCUCGCGGCCUAGAAGCUUCCUCUUCGACGUGCCCGCCAACAAGCUGGAAGGCUCGAAGGAGGCCACCUCAGUGUCACAAACCUCGGUGGAGACCCUGGCCCGUCUCUUCCCGAACACCAAGUUGUCGGUCCUGCAGCUGGUGCUGCAGCGUUGCGGGCAGGACUUGCUGAAGGCGAUCGAGUACUUCGCGAGCGACAGCCUGGGCAUCGAGCCGAUGUCGUCGAGCGGCCGCGCCUCAGCCUUUCGACCCCCGCGACCCCCGCAUACGAUCGUCGACAACGUCGUCGUCGGUGAGCAGCAGCAGCAGCAGCAGCAGCAGUCGCAACCGGUCACGGGCACGAUGCUGGCCCCGAUCUACACCAGCCUGUCCAGGAACGUCUACGGGGACGCCGGUUAUUGCUUGUUGAACAUCGUGCCCGAGCAGUUCGCCAACGUCGUCGCGGCUGACAGCACCGGUAGCGGCCUGCCGAUCGCGAAGACCGCAUCCGACCAGGACACUCUGGCACUCAGCAACUUCCGCUACAGCAAUUACUUCAGCCCCGGUGUGCAGCAGCAGCUGAGGGAACACGUGUGCGCCCAAGUGGCUGAUCGCCUGUCGGCUCGAACCAGCAUACUGCAUCACCUACCGCCCAUGUUGCCGGGCAUUCCUUGCGUACAACCCAAUUGCGCGCAGUGCAACUACAAAUUCUCGUGAACGUACUCUUGGACGAGUUUCUUUUCAGACGUGUACGCUGGUCUGAACUUUACGCGCCAUACACGUAACAAAAGAGACACAUUCAUUACGCUGAGAACUGAAUAACAACCGAGAAAGCCGAACCCUUGCACCGCGAUCAUCUGCUUUCUCAUGUUGAGGAACGACGUGCACACACACACACACAUACACACACACACAUACACACACACACACAUACACACAAACGUGUCUAAGCUUUCAAG